Messenger RNA from Ziziphus jujuba (common jujube), 1047 nucleotides. Its product is annotated as purine permease 1. The transcript is spliced from 2 exons. Gene Ontology annotation, cellular component: membrane. The record is from RefSeq and is a predicted model, not a curated record. Bases 10 to 1047 code for a protein of 345 amino acids. Gene Ontology annotation, molecular function: purine nucleoside transmembrane transporter activity. NCBI's taxonomy places the organism in Eukaryota, Viridiplantae, Streptophyta, Magnoliopsida, Rosales, Rhamnaceae.
AAAUCAAGAAUGAAGAGGCUUCUUCUAAUACUGAACUGCAUUCUCUUAUCCAUAGGCAACUGUGGAGGCCCAUUGAUCAUGCGUCUCUACUUCGUCCAUGGCGGCAAACGCAUUUGGCUUUCUUGCUGGCUCGAGACCGUUGGCUGGCCCAUCAUGCUCAUCCCCAUUUCCAUCGCAUACUACCGCCGGCAGCGAAGACAACAAACAAAUGGGCAGGCCCAAACCAAAUUCUUCCUCAUGAAGCCAUCUCUGUUCAUAUCAUCAGCUUUGAUCGGCCUCCUCAGCGGCGUUGACAACUAUAUUUUCGCCAAUGGCGUUGCACGCCUUCCCGUUUCCACAUCGGCUUUGAUUAUCGCCUCUCAGCUCGCUUUCACGGCAGGCUUCGCUUUCCUCCUCGUGAGGCAAAAGUUCACAGCAUAUUCUGUGAACGCCAUCGUAUUGCUCACCAUUGGAGGUGCUGUUUUGGCAUUGAAUACUAGUGGAGAUCGUCCUCAGGGUGAAUCCAAUAAGGAAUACAUCAAAGGGUUCUUGAUGAUGGUGGGAACGUCUGCUCUUUAUGGUUUUAUAUUGCCGUUGGUGGAGUUGACCUACAAGAAAGCAAAGCAGACCAUUACAUAUUCCUUGGUGUUGGAGUUUCAGAUGGUGAUGUGUUUGUUUGCUACCAUUUUUUGCACCGCAGGGAUGUUGAUUAACAAAGAUUUCCAGGCGAUUCCAAGAGAAGCAGAAAAUUAUGGGAUUGGGGAAACAAAGUACUAUUUGGUGCUGGUAUGGAGUGUAAUAAUAUGGCAAGCAUUCUUUCUGGGAGCAAUAGGAGUUAUCUUCUGCGUUUCAUCAUUGCAAUCCGGUAUCCUGAUUGCAGUUCUACUACCAGUUACAGAGAUACUUGCUGUUAUUUUAUAUAAAGAAAGUUUCAAAGCAGAGAAGGGAGUUUCGCUUUUGCUAUCUCUCUGGGGAUUUGUCUCGUAUUUUUAUGGCGAAUUGGAACAGACCAAGAAAACAACACAGAAAACCCCAGAAACUGAAAUUACUCAAACUCCUGAUCCGUGA